GUAUUAGCAUCUGUCCUAGAAUUUGGAUGAAAGAUUUAAGGCUCUUGUAUUUAGGUGCUGAAAUGGUGUUUAUUAACAGUGGUUGGUAUUCUGGAAAAGAUACUUUGCUAGAAUUCAUAGUAAAUAGGAUGCACAAACAUAAGUCUAAAAGUCUGAUAAUAUCUUAUAUUUUUGAUGAUAAUGAUACAUAUGCUCAUUAUUUUUAUUAUUUUAGUGGCAGUAAAGCUGGAGGAGUUAAUAUUUAUGUGAAUAUUCGUG
Messenger RNA from Dentiscutata heterogama, 258 nucleotides. NCBI's taxonomy places the organism in Eukaryota, Fungi, Glomeromycota, Glomeromycetes, Diversisporales, Gigasporaceae. The record is from the annotation of a GenBank genome assembly.